This is a messenger RNA of Taeniopygia guttata (zebra finch), 2005 nucleotides long. RefSeq names its product SIL1 nucleotide exchange factor (gene SIL1). The record is from RefSeq and is a predicted model, not a curated record. Gene Ontology annotation, molecular function: adenyl-nucleotide exchange factor activity. NCBI's taxonomy places the organism in Eukaryota, Metazoa, Chordata, Aves, Passeriformes, Estrildidae. Gene Ontology annotation, cellular component: endoplasmic reticulum.
CGGGGUGGGGCGGUGGCGGUGGGCGCUGUCGCUGCCGCCCCGUGAGGGCCGGGCCGUAGCUCCGGGCCGGGGACCCGGGAACCGGCACACAGCCCUGGUUCCGGCCCCGGUACCGGCCGCGGCCUCCCCUGCGCUGCCCCCGCGCGAGCGGAGCCGGCGGUGAGGCCUUGCCGGGGUGGGGGCUGCCCGCCGGGCCGGUUCCCCUCAGAGCGGCCGUUCGGGACGGCGCGUGCGCGGCCCCGGGGCUCGGGCGGGCCGGGCAGGACAAACAGCGGCUGCGGCGAAGGGGCCUGUGAGGGGCACUUGGGCACGCAGUCGGGGCAGGACAGCGAUCCCUCACACUGAGGGGUUUAAAACAAAAAUAUUUACGUGAUACCUCAGUGCACCAGGCCUUUGUUGUCCCCUCAGUGCCAGCUGCUCCAGGAAGAGGAGGUAUUUGAGCUGAAAUAGAUUCCACUGGAGCAAACGUCUCUGCCCAAGCAGGACCAGCUCUGCCUUCCCUGAGUUCUGCUGGUGGCAAUGUCUCCUUGGGCCGGGCUCCUCUCCACCACUGCCAGAGUCAGCCUGCUGCUGCUGCUGGGGUCUGUGCUCUUCUCCUGCUCCAGCCACAGAGCGCCCGAGUUUGCCCUCACAAAAAUAGAAGAGAGCGACAUGAAAGAUGACAGUGGGAAGGAGCUGGGGACAGAGGAUGACGCUGAUCCCGAAGACCUGGAAGUGUUUUACCCCACGGAUCAGUGGCAAACCCUGCGUCCAGGUCAGGCUGUUCCUGCAGGGUCACACGUGCGGCUGAACCUGCAGACAGGAGAGAGAGAAGCCAAGCUCCCAGACAGAGAAAAUGGGGAAAGUGACACGAGAGAAGAAAGAAGAAGGAAAAGGCUGGGCAAGGUUGAUGUUGAUGCAAAUUCAUUCACAUCGGAGGAGCUCAAAAAGGCCUUGGCUAAAAUGAAGGAAAGUGAGAAGGCAGAAAGGAAGGCCCGAGAGGAAGAGGUGAGGAAGAAGUUCCGACCCAUAGAGCAGCUGAAGGAGGAGUUUGAAAAGCUGAAUAUGAAGAUAGAAACAGAUUAUGAAAUUAUGGUUAAAUUAAUCAGCAAAUUCAACAGCUCUGCCUCCACGCUGGAUGAAAAAGUCGCGGCGCUUUAUGAUCUCGAAUAUUAUGUUCACCAGGUGGACAAUGCUAAGGAUUUCCUGUCCAUGGGUGGGCUCCGGCUGGUGAUCGAGGGGCUGAACAGCAGCGAGGCCUCGCUGAAGGAACAUGCUGCCUUCGUCCUGGGAGCUGCCCUGUCCAGCAACCCCAAAGUGCAGAUCGAAGCCAUUGAGGGGGGUGCCCUGCAGAAGCUCCUGGUUAUCCUGGCCACAGAACAGCCCCUGGCCGUCAGGAAGAAGGCUCUCUUCGCUUUGUCCUCCAUGCUGAGGCACUUCCCCUAUGCCCAGCAGCAGUUCCUCAAGCUGGGUGGCCUCCAGGUGCUCAGGAGCCUCUUCCGGCAGAAGGGGAUGGAGCCCCUCCAUGUCCGUGUGGUGACACUGCUCUACGACCUCAUCAUGGAGAAGAUGCUGCUUGAGGACUCCCAGCACGGAGAGCAGAUGGAGGAGAAAAUCCAGCAGUACCAGCAGGUCAGGCUGGUGCCGGCGGUGGUGGAGCAGGGCUGGUGUGCCCUGGUGCCCAACCUGCUGGCCAUGCCCGAGCACGACACCCGCGAGAAGGUCCUCAAGCUGGUGGGGGUCCUGGUGGCCUUCUGCAGGGAGCACUACCGCGGGGACCCCGCCCUGGGCUCCGCCCUCAGCCUCCUGCGCAGCGAGUACGAGGAGCUGGCGGCCGAGGAGCAGAGGGAAGGGGACAAGGACGGCUACUUCAGGGAGCUCCUGGGCUCUGUAAACACCAUCAUCCAGGAACUGAGGUGAAACUGGGGGUUCUGUCCAAUUCCAGGGAUUUCAGGGUGACAGCAAGUUUGGAUGGCACUGGUGCAGGCACACUUUGGAAUAAAAUGCUGGACUAAGCGAGAUCUCA